This is a messenger RNA of Cynocephalus volans (Philippine flying lemur), 2664 nucleotides long. It is a transcript of the gene MOCOS, whose product is annotated as molybdenum cofactor sulfurase. Lineage: Eukaryota; Metazoa; Chordata; Mammalia; Dermoptera; Cynocephalidae. Gene Ontology annotation, molecular function: molybdenum cofactor sulfurtransferase activity; pyridoxal phosphate binding; molybdenum ion binding. Gene Ontology annotation, biological process: Mo-molybdopterin cofactor biosynthetic process. The record is from RefSeq and is a predicted model, not a curated record. The coding region runs from base 1 to 2664 and encodes 887 amino acids. The transcript is spliced from 15 exons.
AUGGCCGGAGGGGCGGCAGAGCCGGGGGCCGAGCUGCUGUCCUUCGCGCAGUUCCGGGGCUCGAGCGCGCGGCGGCCCGCCUACGGCUACGGCCCGCGCAGCCUGAGUGAGCUGCGGGCGCGGGAGUUCGGCCGCCUGGCAGGAACUAUCUACCUAGACCAUGCAGGAGCCACUUUGUUCCCCCAGAGCCAGCUCACAAGCUUCACUAAUGAUCUCAUGGAGAAUGUUUAUGGUAAUCCUCACAGCCAGAACAUCAGCAGCAAGCUCACCCAUGACACGGUGGAGCAGGUGCGCUACAGGAUUCUGGAGCACUUCCACACCACGCCAGAGGACUACACUGUAAUCUUCACCUCUGGGAGCACAGCUGCUCUCAAACUGGUGGCCGAGGCCUUUCCGUGGGUGUCCCGCAGCCCGGAGAGCAGCGGGAGUCACUUCUGUUACCUCACCGACAGCCACACCUCCGUGGUGGGCAUGAGGAAGGUGACCACGGCCAUGAACGUCACAUCCACGCCCGUCAGGCCCGAAGACAUAUGGUCCGUGGAGGAACGGGGUGCUGCAGCCGGCGACCCCGACUGCCAGCUUCUGCAUCUCUUCUGUUACCCAGCUCAGAGUAACUUUUCCGGAACCAGGUACCCGCUGUCCUGGGUAGGAGAGGUCAAGUCUGGGCGGAUGCGCCCCGUGAGCGUGCCGGGGAAGUGGUUCGUGCUGCUGGACGCAGCGUCCUACGUGAGCACCUCGCCUUUGGACCUGUCGGCUCACCAAGCCGACUUUGUCCCCAUCUCCUUCUAUAAGAUCUUCGGGUUCCCCACAGGCCUGGGCGCUUUGCUGGUCAAUAAUCGUGUGGCUCCUCUUCUGAGGAAAACCUACUUUGGAGGAGGCACGGCUGCUGCAUACCUUGCAGGAGAGGACUUCUAUAUCCCCAGAUCGUCGGUGGCUGAAAGGUUUGAAGAUGGCACCAUCUCGUUCCUUGAUGUGAUAGCACUAAAACACGGAUUUGACACCCUAGAGCGCCUCACAGGUGGAAUGGAGAAUAUAAAGCAGCACACCUUCACCUUGGUUCAGUACACCUACACUGCCCUGUGCUCUCUCUGCUACCCCAACGGAGCCCCCAUGGUGCGAAUUUACAGUGAUUCUGAAUUCAGUAGCCCCGAGGUUCAGGGUCCCGUCAUCAACUUCAACGUGCUGGAUGACAGUGGGAACAUCAUUGGCUACUCCCAGGUGAACAAAAUGGCCAGUCUUCACAACAUCCUCCUACGAACAGGCUGCUUCUGCAACACGGGAGCCUGCCAGAGGCACCUCGGGAUAAGUGACGAGAUGGUCAAGAAGCAUCUUCAGGCUGGUCAUGUCUGUGGAGAUGAUGUCGACCUCAUAGAUGGGCAUCCCACAGGGUCUGUGAGGAUCUCGUUUGGAUACAUGUCUACGCUGGAGGAUGCCCAGACCUUUCUCAGGUUCAUCAUAGCUACCUGCCUGGGUUCCUCAGGUGGCCACCCUGUCCCUCAGGCUGGUGCUGGGGAGACUGAAGCCACGUCAGCAGAGGGGGAGGCUCAGGACAUUCCCGCAAUCACAGGCAGAUGUGGACUGUUAACUCAGGAAGAUGCUCUCACAGACUCUGGGGUUUGCACUGACUUGUCCACUGCUGUGAAUGCCAUGGAUUUGGGCCCACCUCUGCAUGAGGCCGCCAGAACCCAGCAGAUGCCUUUGGAGAAAGCUGCGGGAGUCCUGGAUGGGGACCUUGGGCCACGUGUUGUCACCAACCUUUACCUCUACCCAAUCAAAUCCUGUGCUGCAUUUGAGGUGACCAGGUGGCCUCUAGGAAACCAAGGGCUGCUGUAUGACCGGAACUGGAUGGUUGUGAAUCACAACGGAAUUUGCCUAAGUCAGAAGCAGGAGUGGCGGCUCUGCCUGAUCCAGCCCAUCAUUGACCUGCAGCGAAGGGUCAUGGUCAUCAAAGCCCAAGGGAUGGAACCUAUAGAGGUGCCUCUUGAGGAAAACAGUGAACGGGCUCAGAUUUGCCAAAGCAAGGUCUGUGCUGACAGGGUAGAUACUUAUGAUUGUGGAGAAGAAAUUUCAAGCUGGUUGUCAAAGUUUUUUGGUCGCCCAUGUCAUUUGAUCAAACAAAGUUCAAACUUCCAGAGAAAUGCAAAGAAGAAACAUGGAAAAGAUCAAUCUCCUGGUACAACAGCCACCCUUUCUCUGGUGAAUGAAGCACAAUUUCUGCUGAUAAACACAGCAAGUGUUUUGGAACUUCAGCAGCAAUUAAACGCCAGUGAUGAGAAUGGAGAGGAGGAAUUAUUCCCAAUGAAAAAUCUCAUCUCGCGUUUCCGUGCCAAUAUUAUCACCAGUGGAACAAGGGCUUUUGAAGAAGAGGAAUGGGCUGAGAUUUCAAUUGGCUCCUUGCGUUUCCAGGUUUUGGGGCCUUGUCACAGAUGCCAGAUUAUUUGCAUCAACCAGGAAACUGGGCAACGAAACCAAGAUGUUUUCCAAAAACUUUCUGAGAGUCGCAAGAGAAAGGUAAACUUUGGCGUGUACCUGACACAUGUGUCUCUGGAUUUAUCUUCUCCAUGUUUCCUGUCUGUAGGAUCUCAGGUGCUCCCUGUGUUGAAAGAGAAUGUGGAAUGCUACAAUGUACCUGCUUCUGAGAAACACCAGGAUGUUAUUUCCUAA